AUGUCCCGGCCAGCACACAAAACUUCAAGACCUUUAAGCUACAAUCACGGGGAAGAAGUCGUGUUCAAACUAGAUGAAAAUAAGGCAUUUAACUAUCAAAAGUCUACUGAAAAAAAUUGGGCCAGAAAAACGGAUAUUCUUGAUGAUAAAGAAAUUGAAGUCGAAAUGGGCCACAAAGCUGAUAACAAUACGACAAUUGCUGGAGAAGAAAGAUAUGUUGGCAAAAAGGAACUCAGUGGAACCAGAUAUGAACGACAUAAACACAAUUUGGUCAAUUGCCACGAACUUAUUGAAAUGAGUAAUGAGACGCUUCAGACUAAUUAUAGAAGUAGAACUAAUAUUGAAACGGAUACAGUCACCGCAUAUGAUGAAGAAUGUAACGAUGGUGAUGAAAAUUGCACAAUGAUCAAGGAAGACAAAAAUACCAGAAUUAGGGAAAAAGCGAAAAGAUUCGUUAGUAAAGUGAAGAGUGUGUUGAAAGGAAGUAAUGUCAAAACACAAACUAUUACUGUAACUAACGAAUCCCUGGAAGUGAUAUUUAAUUCCUGGAAAGAAAGAGUCGAAAACUUCAAAAAAGGCUUCGAAAUAAAUGAAAAAAGUAAAUCCGAAGCUACAAAGAAAAAUAAAGGAUUAGCCAAAAAAACGAAGCAAGCGGCUAAAGGCUCAAUAGAAAAUAAAUACAAGUCUGUAAUAAUUUUGAAGAUAUUUACCACUGCACGAUUAAAAGUCCUAUUAGAACUCUAUUGGAACGAGACUUGUGAAAGCCGGAAAGUGGAUAAGGAGAAUAAGAAGCGUGAAUAUGGUGGAGAAAAGAAAUAUUUGAUAUUCGACCGUGGACGAAAACUGGCAAAAAUACCUAUAGUACAUGUAAUUGUUAAAACCAUCAAAAGGAUCCCUAUGCAUAAAAUGAAAUCGGGAUACAAAGAAAGAAUUUUAAAGAUAGAAUGGAUAAGCGAAAAUUCAAAAAGGUGCAGUAAAAAUAAUAAAGAAUCGCGAUACUUAUUGUUGUACAAAUUAAAUGUUCUAGUAUUUGAUCCCAGAGGAUAUUGA
Molecule: messenger RNA, 1050 nt
Organism: Dentiscutata erythropus
Lineage: Eukaryota; Fungi; Glomeromycota; Glomeromycetes; Diversisporales; Gigasporaceae
Source: the annotation of a GenBank genome assembly